This is a messenger RNA of Botrytis porri, 1158 nucleotides long. RefSeq lists its product as uncharacterized. Bases 1 to 1158 code for a protein of 385 amino acids. Gene Ontology annotation, cellular component: nucleus. Gene Ontology annotation, biological process: regulation of transcription by RNA polymerase II. NCBI's taxonomy places the organism in Eukaryota, Fungi, Ascomycota, Leotiomycetes, Helotiales, Sclerotiniaceae. The record is from RefSeq and is a predicted model, not a curated record. The transcript has 2 exons.
AUGUCUCGAAGAAAUUUUGAUCAAUCAAAUUGCGGCAAUUGGGGAUACGAAUCAGCCUCACAUCGCACAUACAGACCUUGCAGUAGUGCAUACAGCGAUGGACAAUGCCCCAAUUCCCCCAAAGUUCCAAGGUCCUGCCUCGACACUGAUGUACACGGCAGCGUCGUACCGAGAAACUUUACCAGCAGUGUGCCGGAUUUUAUCGAAUUAAAUUGUGCCUACUCAAAUUGGGACAUUGAUCAAAUCUUUCCAAUUGAGGAAUCGUUCCAGAAUGCCCCAAACCUCCCCUUUUCCUCAGCCGAUUGCGAUUUUUCGUUGCCUAAAUUUACAUGCGAUCCUAAAAUCGAAAGUUCAUGUGUUCCAAUGAUUUACGAUUUUGAAAUAUCUGAGGAAUUUGAUUUUGACGAUUCUUGGUUGACUGGCGCCGUCUCUUCACCAUCGCUUCCUUAUGCUGAACAAUUUCAAUUUUGUAGUCAGACGUCGAGUUGUAAGAAGCUGCCAAACAUCCCAACAGGCGCUGGAACAUCGGCUCAAGAUAGCAAGUAUGCUGAUCUUUUGGAGUCUAAUUUCUGCGGACCAGAUCGGUGCCAUUGGGAUGGAUGUACUUCAAGAGCAACAUUCGCUACCCUCAAAGCUUUCAACAAACAUUUAAAGAAUAUACAUUUGAGUCCCUUAGUCUGUGACUUUGAGGGUUGUGGCUAUCAGAAACCAUUUAGAAAUAAGUAUGACUUGGAACGACACCGACAAACUGCACACGUUCGUGCACGUAAUCACGAGUGUCCAUUUGUACACUGUGGAAACAUAGGGUUCGCCCGCAAAGACAAACUGUGGGUUCAUAUCCGGGAAUGUCACGAUAAACCAUCUACCGUCAGCAUGUGUCCUGUAAUUCACUGCGGGAAAAUAGUUGAGACGCCUAUCUCCGAGCACAUGCAGAGAGAACACGGAAGCUUUGAAUGCAGGUUGAGCAGGUGUGGAACAAAGCAAAGUCGCUUCACGGAUAUUCAACUCGAAAGUCACUUGAGAAGUGCGCAUGGAUUGAAUUCUGGGGAAGCGUCAGAAGCUGUUGGUGCGGCCAAGAAAACUCCAGAUAAAACGAUACGGAGAGGAGAGCUCUACACAAAAUCGGGGAUUAGAGAAUGUGCCAUUUGCAAUCUCUGA